Messenger RNA from Saccharomyces eubayanus, 2427 nucleotides. RefSeq names its product Ldb19p (gene LDB19). Lineage: Eukaryota; Fungi; Ascomycota; Saccharomycetes; Saccharomycetales; Saccharomycetaceae. The record is from RefSeq and is a predicted model, not a curated record. The transcript has a single exon. The coding region runs from base 1 to 2427 and encodes 808 amino acids.
AUGGCAUUUCCACGACUUACGUCUAGUCAUCAGCCGAACCGGAAAGGAGAAGCCCAUCCAUUGGCUCUUUCCAUUCGCAUAGAAUCCCCACCAUGCGUUCUAUAUGGCUCUGCUACGGAAUCAUCUGGUGCUGUAUUGAGCGGGCUAUUUACUGUGAAGGUCAUAGAUCCCUACAAGAGUAGCGAAGAUAAGUCUUUGAAAACUACCGAAUCAAAUGUGUCGGCUAAGAAUAAGAGUUUAAAAAGAAAGAGCACAUUCGGUUCUGCACUUUCAUCUAGAUUGUCGAACUUAUCUGUCUCGACCUCUAAUAUCUCCCCAUCAACAUCUUCUACUUCUCCGUCUCACUCACCCACACCCGCAAAUUUAAGAAUAAUGGCCGGUUAUACGAAGAUUGCAGUCACUUCGGUAACGCUAACUCUGGUACAAAAAAUUCAUUUUCAUAAGCCCUUUGUGCCCAAUGUUUCAUCCAUACAAACCUGUAUGAAUUGUAGAACGAAGACCACAAAUAUGAAAAGCUGGGAAAUUCAGAAAACUACGCAGGACAUAUCCGUCGGAAAUCAUUCUUAUCCAUUUUCCUAUCUUAUUCCGGGAUCCGUACCAUGCUCUUCAUCGCUGGGGGCUGCGGCUGAAACUCAAGUUAAAUAUGAACUGAUAGCUGUCGUAACAUACAUGGAUCCUUACAGAAACGCUGUUUCUUCUACUCAUUCUACUCCGAGGAAAGAGGGAAGCUCUUCCAAGAAGCAACUAUUGCAACUAGUAAUGCCCAUCGCUGUCACUCGAAGUAUACCACGUGGGCCGGACAAAAACUCUCUGAGGGUCUUUCCUCCUACAGAAUUAACUGCCGCAGCUGUUCUUCCUAAUGUGGUUUAUCCCAAAUCUACUUUUCCGCUAGAAAUGAAACUAGAUGGGGUUUCAUCCGGUGAUAGAAGAUGGCGUAUGCGUAAAUUAAGCUGGAGAAUUGAAGAAACUACGAGAGUUAAAGGGCAUUCUUGCCCAGUACAUAAGCACGAACUCAAACAGCUAGAAGAGCAAGUAAAAAUAAAAGAACUAGAAAAGGGUAAAAAACCACCUAGUCAUAUCAAGCGAUAUGGAGAACUAGGCCCUCAAAUUCGAGUUGCUGUAAACUCUCUAGAAAAUAUGCCAUCACAAAGACUACCAGGUGAGCCCAGAAAUGACCAAGCACUUGGUUCCGCGGCUCCGGCAUCGACCGGUAACAUUGGAUUGGGAGAUGAAAGUCCUGUUAAUGAGGAUGCAGAAGACCAGCCUGGUAGUGAGUUUAUUCAUCCUAGCGAUGACGCUUUACGUCAAGAAUUACUUUCACAGCAACAGCGUGCAAGAGAACAACAACUUCAACAAGAGCUAAAAAAUAAUAGCACUUUAUUUACAGAAGAGGUUCGGAUAAUUUCUAAGGGAGAAAUGAAGAGUGGAUGGAAGACGGACUUUGACAAUAAUGGGAAAAUUGAACUAGUCACAGAAAUAGACUGUAUGGGACUUAACUCUGGGGUCUCCAAUCCUGUAAUGUAUGCAUCAACAGCCAAAGUCCCUACUACAACCAAUAAAAAACCCAACAUCAACGUGGCUUGUGAUAUACAGGAUCCAAAUUUGGGUCUAUAUGUUAAUCAUAUCUUAGCAGUGGAAAUAGUUGUUGCCGAAGAAACAUUACAAUACGCAAAUGGACAGCCCAUACGUAAACUAAACUCCAAAAACAAGAAAGAUAGCAAUAGCAGCGCAAUGAGUGUCCAUAAUCCAGACCAGCGGUUGGCAGAACUAUCUCCAAUGUUUGCUAAUAGAAACACACCAAAAGUACGAUCCGUUGAUCCCGAAGGUAUAACUCCUGUAAGCAGUAAUAAGUCCAACCAUAGUAUUCUUAAAGACAAGGCAACAGGCGGUUCUAACUCUAAUAUAGUUAGUGUCCCCACUGGGGCUGCACGUGUUUUAAGAAUGCAAUUUAGAUUAUCAGUCACAGAAAGGUCUGGACUAGGAAUCUCCUGGGACGAAGAAGUUCCGCCUAUCUACCAAGACGUUAAGCUGCUCUCACCACCAUGCUACGAGCGUUCUGCGAACAACAAAACCAAAAAUAAACUAUAUUCAACAAUGAGCACCCCGAUCGGAUCAGUAGAUGAUUUUGUAGGUAGUAGCGACGAUGAUGAUGGGGAUGAUGACACUCGAGGGACAGAGACCGGUUCUAAUAUAAUAGAAACUCCGAUUGUUCAGAGCAAACUAACUAUCCCGCCAACUGCGCACUAUCAUUCCGCUUCAACCUCACAAAGAUCUCUUACUGCAGUACAGUCACCGCCUUUGGAAAGUGUUGUAAGUGUCCAGGGUAGUGUGCCUUUUCGCGGGCAAGUGUUAACACCCCAUAACACGAGGGAUAUCCGGCUCCAAAACUUUUCUGAUGUUUUAGAUUCCAAUAGAAUCACUCAAUAG